This is a messenger RNA of Phycodurus eques (leafy seadragon), 2216 nucleotides long. It is a transcript of the gene nek8, whose product is annotated as NIMA-related kinase 8. The record is from RefSeq and is a predicted model, not a curated record. Gene Ontology annotation, biological process: protein phosphorylation. Gene Ontology annotation, molecular function: ATP binding; protein kinase activity. NCBI's taxonomy places the organism in Eukaryota, Metazoa, Chordata, Actinopteri, Syngnathiformes, Syngnathidae. The transcript is spliced from 15 exons. The coding region runs from base 76 to 2157 and encodes 693 amino acids.
UCGACGCUUCCCGUGGCCACGGGCUCAGGUUGCCAAGGGAGACGGCGGAAGUGUUUGAUCGCCGCCUCCGCCGAGAUGGAGAAAUAUGAGAAAAUCAAAGUUGUGGGAAGAGGAGCAUUCGGGAUCGUCCACCUGUGUCGCCGGCGCAGCGACGGCGGCUUGGUGAUCCUGAAGGAGAUCCCAGUGGAGCAGAUGUCCCGGGACGAGCGCCUGGCCGCUCAGAACGAGUGUCAGGUGCUGAAGCUGCUCAACCACCCCAAUAUCAUCGAGUACUACGAGAACUUUCUGGAGGACAAGGCGCUCAUGAUCGCCAUGGAGUACGCGCCGGGCGGCACCCUGGCUGAUUACAUCCAGAAGCGCUGCAACUCUCUGCUGGAUGAGGACACCAUCCUUCACUUCUUUGUGCAGAUCCUGCUGGCCCUGUACCACGUGCACAACAAGCUCAUCCUGCACAGGGACCUCAAGACGCAGAAUAUUCUGCUGGACAAGCACCAGAUGAUCGUCAAGAUCGGUGACUUCGGCAUCUCCAAAAUCCUCGUCAGCAAAAGCAAAGCGUACACAGUGGUCGGGACACCGUGCUACAUCUCUCCAGAGCUGUGCGAGGGAAAGCCGUACAACCAGAAGAGCGACAUCUGGGCUCUGGGCUGCGUGCUGUACGAGCUGGCGAGCCUGAAGAGAGCCUUUGAAGCCGCCAAUCUCCCCGCCCUGGUGCUGAAGAUCAUGAGCGGCACCUUCGCCCCCAUCUCGGACCGCUACAGCCCCGAGCUGCGUCAGCUCAUCCUCAACAUGCUCAACCUGGAUCCCUCCAAGCGGCCUCAACUCAACGAAAUCACGGCGCUCCCGAUCUGCAUACGUCCGCUGCUCAAUCUCUGCACGGACAUCGGCAACGUCAAGAUGCGCAGGAUCGAGAAACCGCUGUCCACUGUGCAGACCGGUCCGCAAGGCAGAACUGGAGGGAGAGUGCCAACCGGCAGGUCCAGAGACGGCUGCGGCGCGGGCAAGCUGCACUCCCUCCCGCUGUCGUCGGUGUACACGUGGGGCAGCGGCAUCUCCGCCCCGCUGCGUCUGCCCAUGCUCAACACCGAGGUGCUGCAGGUGUCGCUGGGGCGCACGCAGAAGAUGGGCGUGACCAAGUCGGGCCGCCUCAUCACCUGGGAGGCGCCUUCGGUGGCGUCCGCCGAGGUCAGUCUGCCCGGCGCGGUGGAGCAGAUGCAGCCGCAGUUCAUCUCACGCUUCCUGGAGGGUCAGUCCGGGGUCACCAUCAAGUCCGUUUCCUGCGGCGACCUCUUCACCACCUGCAUGACAGACAGAGGCAUCAUCAUGACCUUUGGAAGUGGAAGCAACGGUUGCCUCGGUCACGGGAACUUCAACGACGUCACACAGCCCAAGAUCGUGGAGGCGCUCCUCGGCUACGAGCUGGUGCAGGUGUCGUGCGGCGCGUCCCACGUUCUCGCCGUGACCAACGAACGAGAAGUAUUCGCCUGGGGAAGAGGAGACAACGGUCGCCUCGGCCUGGGCGCCCAGGACACCCACAACUGUCCCCGGCAGGUGUGUUUGCCCACCCACUUUGAACCCCAGAAGGUUCUGUGCGGCGUGGACUGCUCCAUGAUCAUCAGCGCUGGGAACAGAAUUGUGGCAUGUGGGAGCAACAGGUUCAACAAGCUCGGUCUGGAUAAAAUCACGUCCGGCGAGGAGCCGAGUCCCUCCAAUCAGGUGGAGGAAGUGCCCUCCUUCGCGCCCGUCCAGUCGGCGCCGCUCAACAAGGAGAAGAUUGUCUGCAUUGACAUCGGCACGGCCCACUCGGUCGCCGUGACAGAGAGCGGCCAGUGUAUCACCUUUGGCAGCAACCAACACGGGCAGAUGGGCUGCAGUUCCCGGCGGGGCAGCCGCGCUCCUUACCCGGUGCCCGGCCUCCAUGGCAUCACCAUGGCGGCCUGCGGAGACGCUUUCACCCUGGCCAUCAGGUCCGAUGGCGAGGCGUACACGUGGGGAAAGGGCGCCCGAGGACGCCUGGGAAGGAAAGAGGAGGACUCUGGGAUACCGAAACCGGUACAGCUGGACGAGAGCCACCCGUUCACCGUGACGUCGGUGGCUUGUUGUCACGGCAACAGCCUGCUGGCAGUCAAACCUUCGCUCGACGAAGCUGUCCCGAGAUGACUGCGUCCAGAAGCCGACCCGGUCCCACUCGGAACAUCCCCUCGGGGACCUAACUGGCG